Anguilla rostrata (American eel) is the source of this 3140-nucleotide messenger RNA. It is a transcript of the gene rcc2, whose product is annotated as regulator of chromosome condensation 2. Gene Ontology annotation, molecular function: small GTPase binding. The transcript has 13 exons. Gene Ontology annotation, cellular component: membrane. The record is from RefSeq and is a predicted model, not a curated record. Lineage: Eukaryota; Metazoa; Chordata; Actinopteri; Anguilliformes; Anguillidae. Gene Ontology annotation, biological process: negative regulation of GTPase activity. Bases 256 to 1743 code for a protein of 495 amino acids.
CUGCACCCACGUGGUUUGAUCGAGGAGACUGCAGAUUCUUUUGUUCAAAAUCAAUCAAAAACGAGGAAGACGGACAGGAGAGGAGCAUCUGAACCAGGAAAUUCCUUCGUCAAAUAUCUAGCGAUAUAUCACCAGCUAAAGAAGAGAGAUACGCGGCAUCACAAAGUUUUUGUUUUUUUUCCUCCAACUUUAGCUAGCUAGCUAGUUGAGAAAGAGACAAACUUUUUUCUGCCGUUAUUGUGUGCUCUAGAGAUCAUGCCGCGUAAGAAGGUGACGGACGCUUCGGGAAACGGUGGAAUCAAGAGGAAGAGGGGAGGAGGCAAGAGGAAGGACAGGGAAUUCAGCAGCGACGACGAGUUUGACGACUUUGAGCAAGAGAACACGAAGAAGCCCGGGAGGCCUGCAUCCAAGUCCGGGCUACAGCCGGUCACAGUAGCCGACGACGUCAAGGAGAAGAUCAAACUAGAAUGUUCCAAGGUCAAAGGACAGCUGCUGAUAUUUGGAGCCACCAACUGGGACCUGAUUGGACGGAAAGAGGUGCCAAAGCAGCAGGCGGCCUACCGGAACCUGGGGCAGAACCUGUGGGGGCCGCACCGUUACGGCUGCCUGAGCGGGGUGCAGGUGAGCACGGUGGUGUCGGGACCCUGCGCUGCACACAGCCUGCUCAUCACCACCGAGGGCAAGCUCUGGAGCUGGGGCCGCAAUGAGAAAGGACAGUUGGGUCAUGGAGACACCAAGCGCAUCGAAGCACCCAAGCUGGUAGAAGCUCUGGGCGAGGAGGUGAUUGUGGCGGCAGCCUGUGGGCGCAACCACACCCUUGCACUAACAGAGAACGGUACAGCCUUUUCUUUUGGAGAGAACAAAUUGGGUCAGCUGGGCCAUGGCAACCAGACAGAUGCAGUGCCCACGCCAGCGACAAUUCAGUACAACGGGCAGCCCCUGGUCAAGGUGGCGUGUGGGGCAGAGUUCAGCAUGGUGGUGGACUGCAAGGGCAACCUCUACUCCUUCGGCUGUCCUGAGUACGGCCAGCUGGGGCACAACUCGGACGGGAAGUUCAUCGCCCGCGCCCAGCGCAUCGAGUUCGACUGCGAGCUGAUCCCGCGCCGCGUCGCCAUCUUCAUCGAGAAGACCAAGGACGGCCAGGUGCUGCCCGUGCCCAACGUGGUGGUGCGGGACGUGGCCUGCGGGGGAAACCACACGCUGGUGCUGGACUCCCAGAAGAGGGUGUUCUCCUGGGGCUUCGGGGGGUACGGGCGACUGGGUCACACCGAGCAGAAGGACGAGAUGGUGCCGCGCCUGGUCAAGCUGUUCGACUUCCCCGGCCGCGGGGCGGCCCAGAUCUACUGCGGGUAUCAGUGCUCCUUCGCUGUCAGUGAGAUGGGAGGGCUGUUUUUCUGGGGCGUCACCAACACCUCUCGAGAGUCCACCAUGUACCCUAAGGCAGUGCAGGACCUGUGCGGCUGGAAGAUCCGCAGCUUGGCUUGUGGGAAGAGCAGUAUUAUCAUCGCUGCAGACGACAGCACCAUUAGUUGGGGUCCGUCCCCCACCUUCGGGGAGCUGGGAUAUGGGGAUAACAAGCCCAAGUCCUCUACCACUGCCCAGGAGGUAAAGACUCUGGAUGGUAUUUACCCUGAACAGGUGGUGAUGGGAUAUGCACACUCCCUGGUCAUCGCCCGUCAGGAGACUGAACAGGAACAGGAGAAGCUGAAGAAGCUGCCAGAGUACAACCCUCGCAUGCUCUGAUUGGCUGCCAGCUCUUGACCUCUGACCUCUCACCUCUCUUUCCAGAGGCAACUGAUUUCCAUUACCGAACGCACUCACCUAGGUCACCUGUGGUAGUGGUGUUUUGGUGAUGGUGGUUGGGGAGCGGGGGGGAGUGGUAAUAUGAACAGGGCAUAAACGUACACCUUGAGUUACAAAAAAAAAAAAGAAGAAAAAAAAAGAAAAAUUAAAAAAUAAACAUGUCACAUUGAUACUUCAAUUUUGAUGAGAUCACCUGUGAAAGUAGGCCACACCUACCGAGUGGAAGCCCCUCCCAUACGGGGGCGGCUCCUUUUCCCCUCCCACCUCUGUCCUCUGGUCUGGUCAUGGACACUCCAGCUGCAGGUUCUUCCGAAUACUCCAACGCCCACCCCCCCAGACAGACACACAUUCCCAGGAUGGCCGCCUCCACCCCUCCCAUUCCUGAAGGCUCCAGCCCAGGACUCUCCUAUGUUCUGUAUGUGCGUUGGGGUGUUUUUUGUGUCGCGUACAUUGAUCCAUCUCCAUUUUUUGGUGCUACAACAUGUCGAUACAGUCCAGGCCACUGGGAAACUGCAGCGAUCGGUAUGGGGAGGGGCGGGACGGAUCCAAGACCCCGAUCAUUUCAUAUCUGUGCCUUUUGUUUGUUUUUUUUUUUGUUUUGUUUUUUUGUGAGGUAUUUUCCGAUACGGCUGUGCUUUGUCGUCAGAGAGAAACUGAUCAACUGAACUUGUUAUUUGUGUGUAAUCUUGACGCGUGUUUUUGUGUAACUGUGUGUACGUCCGCAGUGCCCGCUUUGUCCAACACCGAAAGGUGUGAGAUGAGGAUCUGCGAAAACCCGUUCGACACGGUUUGACCUCAACUUUGUUCAUUUCAUUUAAGCCUUUGCUUUUUUUUUUCUCUUUUGCUUUUGUUUGUUCAUUCCACGUGUUGAGUCGUGGCAGCGAUGAACAAAAAAACAAAAACCAGCAAACAAUGAAUAAAGUAGCACUUGCAGUGGUUGUGGACAAACCGCGAAACGGGACGAUGGAGUAGACCAGCAACUGUGCCUGUCUGUUCACCUCUGCCAAACCUGUUACAUUCCCUGUUAUUUUCAGUGUUUUCUUAUGUGCUCUUUGUAUUAACUGAUUUUCCAGAGUGCAGAGGUGGCAGGUGAAAGCACAGCUGUGUUGGUUUUCAAGACCAAAUUGCAAGGAGCCGAUUUUAAAAAAAUAAACGUUAAUUAAGCAUAGCAGAGUUUGUGAGCUGCUCUUCCUAAAUUGCAUCCAUUUUCGGUUAGUAUUGGGGGCGUGUGUCCUGUGGGGUCAGUUAGGCUGUUUCUUGUUCUGGGUUUAUGCAUUUUUUUUAAAAAACAUUUUUGUUUUUUCCAUGGAAAUGUUAAUUAAAGGUUCACAAAAGUU